Molecule: messenger RNA, 3685 nt
Organism: Phascolarctos cinereus (koala)
Lineage: Eukaryota; Metazoa; Chordata; Mammalia; Diprotodontia; Phascolarctidae
Gene: DUSP15
Product: dual specificity phosphatase 15
Biological process (GO): signal transduction; protein dephosphorylation
Cellular component (GO): plasma membrane; cytosol
Molecular function (GO): protein tyrosine phosphatase activity
Source: RefSeq, a predicted model, not a curated record
UGGUUAGAUCUACACUUCAGAAGAAUUGCUUUGAUAGCUGUAUGGAGAGUAGAUUUGAAUGAGGGGAGACUUCAGGCUGGGCUGGUCAGGAGGGUGCUAUUGCAAUAAUGGUUCAGGUAUGAGGUCAUGAGGGCCUAAACUGGGAGGAAGUGGGGGGGGGUCUGGGUGAUUGGAGAGAAGAGGACACAUGGGGGAAAUAUGGUGGAGAAAGAGUUGACACGAUCUGGUGGUUGGUGAUGUGGGACUGGAGUUCAGGAGAGUCAGGCUGAAGAACAUCGAGCAUGAGAUGAUAAUGAAACCCGUGGGAACUCAUGAGGUCAAGAACUAACAGCAUCUGGAGAGAAAAGAUAAGGCUCAGGACAGAGCCCUGGAGAACAUCCACAGUGGAGCCUUCCGGCUCUGCCCAUUGUCUCCCAGCCCUAGGCUGCCGGCCGGCUCAGGGAGAAGUAGCACCUUUGAAAGCUGGUUGGAUCAUCAGAGCUGGACCAGAAGGAAGAGCCCCGCGCCUGCGCCUGUAUCUGACCUCCCAGGCAGCUGGGGGCCCUGUCGGGCUGGAGCCUGAUUGGGAGCAGGAGGCAGGGGCAGCCGGCUGGCCCACAAGGACCAUGGGGAAUGGUAUGAACAAGGUUCUUCCUGGACUCUAUCUGGGCAACUUCAUUGAUGCCAAAGACCCAGACCAGCUGAGCAGGAAUAAAAUCACGCACAUCAUCUCCAUCCACGAGUCUCCCCAGCCCUUGCUGCAGUUGUAUCCUACAAAGAACUCAGGACUGGAAGUCAAGAGAUCUCAGGACAUCACGUAUCUUCGGAUCCCAGUGCCUGACACCCCUGAAGUCCCUAUUAAGAAGCACUUCAAAGAAUGCAUCAAUUUCAUCCACUACUGUCGCCUCAGUGGAGGGACUUGCCUCGUGCACUGCUUUGCGGGCAUCUCCCGAAGUGCCACCAUUGUGACAGCCUACGUGAUGACGGUGACAGGACUGGGCUGGCGCGAAGUUCUGGAGGCAGUAAAAGCAGUCCGCCCCAUCGCCAAUCCCAACCCUGGCUUCAAGCAGCAACUAGAAGAAUAUGGCUGGGGCAAUGCCCGGAAGCUUCGCAGGCAACUAGAGGAGAGGUAUGGAGAGAGUCCAUUCAACGACGAAGAGGAGAUCCGGGCCUUGCUACCCCUAUGUAAACGCUGCCGGGAGGCUCCCCAUCAGGCAGCAGAGGGUACCCUGCAGAGACUGGUCCCCCGACCCCCUCGAGAGGUCCGGAGGCCUCUCCCUCUUCUCGCCAGAGUCAAGCAGACUUUCUCCUGCAUCCCCAGGUGUCUAUCCCGGAAAGGAGGGAAGUGAUGGCUCUAAGUUAUGUCCAGAACCUUAUUUACAAAGCUGAGUUGGGUGGGAGUCAGGCUUAGGAACCAGGAGCGUCAAGGCAGAGAACUGGAAGGAUGGUCAAGAUCAGGCUACAGCAGAGACACACAGCUGGGAGCAACCUUGUGGUUUGGGCUGAUGCAGAUACCCCUGCCAGCCCGAAGAAGAACACAUCAUUCCUGGGCUUGAACUGGCUAUGCCUAUUCCUGCUGAUGGUUUCUCCUUCCCACCUGUUUGUGUCUCUCCCUUGUCUCUUGUCUCCCUCCUGUCUCCAUGUCUGUGUUGGUUGCCUCUGGCCCCUAAGUACCAUAGGGUCCAAAGGAAGGUCCUAGUCUCCCUCACCCCAUAAAAGAUGGUCCCAGAUCUGAGCUUCUGGGCCAUGCCACCUGAUUCCCUGGGUCCCACAUGUAUGGGUCUGGUGUCUGUGAGUCUGUCUCCUGUCUGCGUCUGUCUCUGUGUCCGGUCUGAUGAGGCCCUGCUGCAGUAACUGGUGCCUUAGCUCCUGGAGAGACCCAGUCUGCCUGGACUGACUGAGCCCCUGCCUUACUAAGCAGAGGAGCUCCUAGGAUUUGGAUCUGGAUAAGACCUUGGAGAUAAGAUCAUCCAGUCCCACCUCUUCAUUCUACAAAUAGGGAACCUGAAGCCCAGAGAAGUGUAGAGGGUUGUCCGAGGUAGUAGGUGGCAGAGGCAAAUUCUAAUGCAGCCCACUGACUCCAGAUUUAGAGUUCAGAGACAACAUCCCUGGGAGAAAGUGGAUCAGAGUGGGUUUGGUAUAUAGGCUGAAGGGAACCAAGGAGGAUGGGCAGAGCAAGAGAGACUGAAAAUGGGGGUGCAAGGAGAUGAUACAAUUAAAAACAGAGUGAGAAUGUACUGGCAGCCAACGAGGAGCUUUUUCUUAGUACUACAGGUAUUGUUAUCCCCAUUUUACAGAUGAGAAAGUAGCCUGAGAAAGGUUAAGUGACUCGCAUAUAACUAGUCAAUGUCAGAAGUGAGACUUGAAUACUCAUCUUAACUGACUACAAGUCUGAUACUCUUACCACUAUACUACACUGCCUCAUUUCACAGAAGGGAAAACUGAGGCCAGAAAAAGGAAGGGGCUUGCCCAAAUUUAGAACCAGAGCCAAGUUGAAGCCUUUUUCUGACUUCAAAUUUAGAGCCCUGGGAAACUCCCUAGGAACAUUAGUCUGGUCUCCAACGUCUUUCUAAUCAUCACCUCCGGUGGAGACUGGAACACUAAAGAAAGACAAUGCAUGAACAAAUGAAAUCUUUUUGGAACUUUUCUGGGGAGAGGAUUUCCUACAGCCAAGGCUGAGGUAGCAACUAAUGGGGCCCCAGAUCAAUACCUAGAGUCACCCAGGAUUCCCAAGCACCACUCCAUACACUGAAACCAGUCCAAUCCGUAACAGUGAGCCCCUAGUACUCUCACAGCUCUCACUACCCGAGCAGUCACCCUCAUUGAACUUCAUCCUUAGUCACAGAGUCCCCUUUCCCCCACUCAAAAACCUUAUCAUUUCACCAAACACUUUAAUUCAUUUUAUUUUAAAAAAAAAUAAUGUUGGUUGCUGCUUUUGACAUCACAGUCAUUUUGGGAUAUCCUCCUACAUUCCUUCCCACCUUCCCAUCAUUGAAUGUGCCCUCUCUCAUGAAAAAGAAAACCAGUUAACAAACCCAACCAAUACAAUGACUUUGUCUGGCAGUGUAUGCAACAUUCUUCCUUCAUAGUCUCCUUAUCUCUACAGAAAAGAGAGAGGUGCUUCCUCAUCUAGUCUCGGGGCCAAGAUUGGUCAUUACCAUUACAUAGAAUUGGACUUCAGUUUAGUGGGGGGUUUUGUUUGUUUGUUUACACAGACAUAGUCAUUGUAUAUAUUAUUUUCCUGUUACUUCUUUCUGCAUCGAUUCAUACAAGUUAUCCUAUGUUCUCUGAAUUCCUCAUAUUGGUUAUUUCUUACCAUGAAAUUUAUUACAUUACACACAUAUAUCACAAUUUGUUUAUCCCUUCCCCAAAGGGCACACAUUUAUUUCUAGUUUGUUUUUUUUACACCACAAAAAAAAAUGCUGCUUUAAAUUUUUUUGGCAUGCACGAGGCCUUUCUGUCUGUGAUCUCCUUGGAAUAUAUACCAAGUAAUGGAAUGUCUGGGUCAAAGGGUAUGAGGAAUUUAGGGACUUUUCUCACAUUAUUGCAAAUCAUUUUCCAUAACAGUUGGACCAAUGCACAAUUCCAUCAAUAGAGUAUUAACGUGCCUGACCUCCCAUAGUCCCUCCAACAUUGACUCUUUCUGUCUUUUGUCAUCUUUGGCAAUUUCUUGGGUGUGAGAUAAAACCUCAGUUAUUUUGGUUUA